Xenopus laevis (African clawed frog) is the source of this 2001-nucleotide messenger RNA. RefSeq names its product caveolin 1 S homeolog (gene cav1.S). Lineage: Eukaryota; Metazoa; Chordata; Amphibia; Anura; Pipidae. Gene Ontology annotation, biological process: negative regulation of endothelial cell proliferation; regulation of cytosolic calcium ion concentration; caveola assembly. Gene Ontology annotation, molecular function: transmembrane transporter binding; molecular adaptor activity; protein kinase binding. The record is from RefSeq and is marked provisional. Gene Ontology annotation, cellular component: cytoplasmic vesicle; focal adhesion; Golgi apparatus.
GGUACAUGGAGCCAGUUAUAAGCCAAGCCUUAGUAGCACCGCGCGAGAGCAGUUAGCGCAGCUCCGUGUCACAGCUCUCACCCUAUUCCCAUCUAUGGUGGCACUGCGCUAACUGUCACUUGUCUUUUCUCUUCUCCCCUUCGCCCUCUCGUCUGUCCCGCUGCUCCAGGGUGUUCUCUACACCACUCCGGUCAUCAGAGAGCACGGCAACAUCUACAAGCCCAAUAACAAGCCAAAUAACAAGCCCAGCAUGGCAGAUGAUAUGCUGACUGACGCUGAUAUGCGGGACUCGCACACCAAGGAGAUCGAUCUGGUCAACAGGGACCCCAAGCACCUCAAUGACGAUGUGGUCAAGAUCGAUUUUGAAGAUGUGAUCGCUGAACCAGAUGGGACGCAUAGCUUCGAUGGCAUCUGGAAAACAAGCUUCACUACAUUCACUGUCACAAAGUACUGGUUCUAUCGGCUGCUGUCUGCUAUCUUCGGCAUCCCAUUGUCACUUAUCUGGGGCAUCUUCUUUGCCAUCCUCUCCUUCCUGCACAUCUGGGCAGUGGUGCCCUGCAUACGAAGCUACUUGAUUGAGAUUCAGUUCCUUAGCCGGGUCUAUUCCAUCGGUGUGCACACCUUGUUUGACCCAUGGUUUGAAGCCAUGGGCAAAAUGCUCAGUUUUAUUAAGAUUUCCUUACGCAAAGAAGUGUAGGUGACUAUAACGGAGAGCAGAGAGUCAUAUUUUAUCUGUUUUGUUUGUUUCUUUGUUUGUUUGUUUUUUUAAAAAAGCAGCAACAAUAUUUGAGCACUGAAGCAAGAUCAAAGAAUCACUAGAGUUAAUAUCCCUAUGCAAAUGAUUUAUCCCUGUAGACUUGUAUAAGCCUUUAGGAAGUCUGCACAUUGUGAAACAGAUCCGAUUUUGUUGGUUUAAUGUGAAAUACUGCAUAUAUGUUUCCCACCCACAUGUAUUUCUUCUAUUGGACUAGCAUGAAGCAGCCCUUUUCUAACCCUAUAAUGCUGAUGACUUUAUUUUCUGAGCAAAUGUAUUUCAUUGCAGUCGGAUGAACGUCACAGCCUGGCAGGCUGGGAGAGAAUGUUCUUUUCCUAUUGUAUAAUCUGCUAACUGCUGUCAUUUACUUCACUGGCUUGAUUUUACAUCCAACAGUGCAAGCAAAUAGCUGCAUUAAAGAGAGAUUCUCGUCAUGUGUAAAUAACCAAUAUAUGAAAGACUUUAUUGAAAAAAGCCUUCUCUGUCGGGCAAAACCAAUGCUGCAAACAACAUUUCUAAUAAAGGAAGAAUAAUUAGCAGAAUACAUUUGUUAGUGUCACUUGUGAGACGUUACUGCUUGCCAACAGAAUUCACAUACAAACACAUGGCAUAUUUGUCCCAAAUAGGCAGUCAUCCUGGGGAAAGGGCAUCUUUGGCUUCCCAGAAUUUACAAUCAGGAGUGGUGUCAGGGCAUACAUAGUUCUGUUUUUCAGACCUUCCUUUACUCGCCAUGCUUCCAUCUUUUUUAAUUAUUUCCCCUUCACAAUAUCAGUAUAAUUAAUGUGAAAUGUGUUUUUUUUACUUAUUUAGUCAAUCAGUCAAUCACUUGUAUAAGGCUAUCUUGCUAACAAGGCAAAUUCAUAAAGGAUAUGGCACAUUCCCAUAGGCUUUUUGUUGUGAACAGUGCUCCCUGUGGCAUUCCCAGCCAGAACAUACAUAAAGCUCCCAGCAUCCAUAGCCAACUGCUACUGCUAGCUGCAAACCGACAGCUCUCCCUUAAUAUAACACUUUGCUUACUAAAGCCAAAUACAAUGUUUUAAAUUAUACUGUAAAAGACACUUUUGUUGUUUAACAUUAAAAUGAUCAGAUAAGAUUUUUAUCAUGCCCGCUUCAUUGUAUUAGAUUUAGUUUAUUCAUCCAAUUGCAAUUUACAGCAAUCACACUGAGUAAUGAAUACUGUGUAAAGUUUUACAUGCCACUGCUUUCAUUGGUUAUUACUGUCUCAUUAAACAUUUUUGUGACUUUGA